Molecule: messenger RNA, 616 nt
Organism: Symbiodinium necroappetens
Lineage: Eukaryota; Dinophyceae; Suessiales; Symbiodiniaceae
Source: the annotation of a GenBank genome assembly
AUGAGGUUCAUGUUCACGGAGGAUGAACUGAAGCAGCUGGAUGGCCUUCCAGGUGAGGACGAGGAGGAGGAUGCCGCCAUGUCGAAGCCGGACAUCGUGAAUUUGGAUGCGAAAGAUGUUAACGGCACUGUCCUGUUCAGGAAGCUUCUGCAAUGGGGCAAGGACAGUGCAGAACGAGCUGUUCUGCAGCCAUCGCAGGUUUUCGAAGUCUUCAAGGAGACCCUUGGCGAGGACUGGAUCUGCGACAGUCAGGCUCACAUUUGCCUGCUGGGGCGCUCGGAAGAUUCCGCAUUGGUGCGACAUCUUUAUAAGGUGUUGACGCAGGACCUGACGCUGAGACACAUCUCUGUCGCCAGUGGUGGCUUCGAGGCGGUGAUGAAGUCUGCCACGAAACAUGGCUACGAGAUCGUCCGCAGCGAGCCGGGGAUUGCCGGAGCUCUCGACAGGCAGCCAGUUCCCGCUGCUGCAGCAGCUGCAGAAGGUGCAGCAGCGGCUGCUGCGGCCGCGGCAGAGACUGCCGCCAGCAAACUCUCGGCGGUGUUGUCCAGCUUGAAGCGGGUGACGGCAGGCCCACGGCCCGCAAGUGAGCAGAGCCUUGCCAAGAGCGACGCAUCAG